CAGCACUGUGAAACAAGCUCUUCGAUUCAGUAAGGAACAAUGGUUCAUAUAAAGGUCAUGGUGUUGGCAGUCCUGGUGGCGAGUACAGCAGCAGUACCUCGCUACAUGUCCUCAUACGGAAACUCUGUUCAAGGACGUGUACUUCACGCCCAAAAUCUUGAUUACGCUCUUACGCCAAGUCUAGGCUAUCCUCGUCCUUCGAAUAUGGAAUAUGCUCCUGACGAUGCAACAAACCUCGACUACACUCAUCCUCCACAUGUGGGUUACAGUCAUGGGUCUGAACGUCAUCGCUAUGAAACUACUGAUAAUUAUGUUUCACCUAACUACGAGUUUAAUUACGAUGUUAAUGAUGCACAAACCAACGACAUCAAAGAACAAGCUGAAAGACGAAAUGGCGACAGAGUUGACGGACACUACAGUGUGGUUGAACCUGACGGCACCACCCGGACAGUGGAGUAUACCGCUGAUGAUCUGAACGGAUUUAACGCUGUAGUCACUUGGUCAGGAGACGCCAGACAUCCACUCACUAUCACUCAGGCCCAGAGUCUUCCCGGAUACCCCCAAAUGGCACCCGCUUUCCCACGCUCCGACCACCCCAACUACGCUCCUUCUUACCCUCGAAGAAUUACUCCAGGGAGUUCGUACGCGACUGCUACAAGCUUAUCUGAUUAUUAUGCAGGGUCACCCACCGAAGCCUACGGGCCUCUUGCCGCAGACUACAGCGACGCUCCAGGACAUGGCUAUGGAGGUUCACUGCCACGUAAACUGAAUAUCAGAAACAACCAUAUUUUUUAUGUAUAACGUUGUAUUUUCAUACUUUAUAAUCCUAG
Messenger RNA from Zootermopsis nevadensis, 830 nucleotides. The record is from RefSeq and is a predicted model, not a curated record. NCBI's taxonomy places the organism in Eukaryota, Metazoa, Arthropoda, Insecta, Blattodea, Termopsidae.